CCCAAUAAGACACAAGUAUUUUUUUUCUUCAUUUGUUAUAUGAGAAUAACGUAUCAUUUCUAUGUCUUGUGUAUCUGACAAAUAUUUCUUCUAGGUUUGUCCCAGUUUAAAAUGAUCAGAGCUCAGUUUCAAACAAAGAAAAAGUUUUCAUCUGCGCCUGGUACACUAUUUGGAUUUGCUCCUUUGGACAUUGUGAAAGACAUUGUACUUGAUUUAGUACAAAAGAAUGAUCCAGUUCUGGACAAUUUGUCAGGAUACACAGGGAGUUUUAGGGAUCGAAAGGUUAUAGAAUUGGUUUUCCUCCUGUCUGAAUUCUGGUGCCAGGACAGUGCCACCAAGUAUCAAGCUGUGGAAAUAUUAGAUAGGUUCAUGAUUUUGUACAUAGAAAAACUUCAUACGUCAUGUAUGGAAGCCAAGAGGAUCCCAGAAACAUUGCAAGCUAAGUCAUGGAGUUUAAUGAAAGGCAGUCUGUGUGAUAAUUUCCUUCUACAUCUUGUAUCCUGCAUACAGAUUGCAAGCAAACUAUGCUUUCACUGUCAUAUAAUCAAUAACAGCAUGGUGCUGCAGUUUCUACAAUUAGCAGGUUAUACUUACAAAAAGGAUGAGGUAGUGAAAUCGGAACUAACUGUAUUAAAGACUUUGCAUUUUCAAUUAAAUGUCCUCUCACCUUUGAGCUAUGUAGAAAUACUCCUAGAGGUUUUAGGACACAGUGGCUGCUCUCUUUCUUUGGAGCACUUACGUGACAUGUGUUUGAUGGUUCUGGAUUUGGUUUAUCUGGUGAGGAAUCCUAUAUAUGAGAUGUUACUGGAAACAUCUAUGGGUAUGCCAAUGCCAUCCAGGUUGCAGAGGUCAAAGUUUGUUUCUGUGAAGGAGGACCAGAUGCUUCUGGCUACUGGAGUGAUUACAACAAGUGCCUGCAUACUUAACCAGGACUCUGUUAAUAAGGUUCUGGACAUUUUAAAUUACAUCACAGGAAUUACAAUAAACAACAUGACUGAAAUAUCUUCAUCAAUACUGAAGCACUGUUUUGGGACUGCUGUUCUUUGCAACCAGUAA
Spea bombifrons (plains spadefoot toad) is the source of this 1056-nucleotide messenger RNA. It is a transcript of the gene CNTD1, whose product is annotated as cyclin N-terminal domain containing 1. Gene Ontology annotation, cellular component: site of double-strand break. NCBI's taxonomy places the organism in Eukaryota, Metazoa, Chordata, Amphibia, Anura, Pelobatidae. Gene Ontology annotation, biological process: reciprocal meiotic recombination. The transcript has 7 exons. The coding region runs from base 112 to 1056 and encodes 314 amino acids. The record is from RefSeq and is a predicted model, not a curated record.